GUGAGUUUUCUGAGUAAAUUAUUUCUUCUUUUUUCAAGUACAGUGAUCAAGUAUUCUUACGCAAGUUUUGAUCAGGUGACGCUGGAAGUUAUAAGCUGCAAGAUUUGGCUGACAAGUUGUUUGUGUUACUCCACGUAUUUUUUCAGCAGGAAUCAACUUUUCUGACGAUAGCGAGAUACAUGUGAUGACUUCUUCAAUCUUCAAGCUCCGCAAGUCUAAUCUUUAAUUGACGUUGUCUGUGUCUAUGGUCUAGCGAUGUUUCUUAUAAAAACAUGGUUGCUCCCCCGAUCCCCCAAUUUUCUUUCAUGUAUAUAAAAAAAAUCACCUUGCACAAUGUGAUUGAACUCCUAACAUAGUUAACUUCCCAAACCUAGACUUUCUAAGACAAUACAACACUAAUUCCCUUGGUACGUAACCUGCUGACCUUGACUUGCUUCCCCGGCCGGCAGGCCGGCAGCGACCGUGUUUCCGUUGCCUUGGUGCAAUGUGCUAGCAUCUACAAGACUUCGGAAAUUAACAGGAAAAACGUUGUGUAGUCUAUUGGAGGGAUUGUCCGUUAUAAAAGCCCCGUGCCUGUUCACUUGCAGUACAGGACUACAGGUGGUGGUGGGCUGGUGGCUUCUGCCUUGGCUAGCUAGAUCAACUGGUGAUGCUAGGAUUGACAAGCUGCUAGAUUCGGCUGAGCGGCUGUUUGUUUCACUCCUCGUUUGUGAUGGCUGAUAAUACCAAGUUCCUCCGUUUGUUUCUCCUCUUGAGCAGCUCACCACUGUGUUUUGGUACUGAACAAGAUAUCCGGUGCCUGAUGUCUGUACAAGGCUCAUUGGCUGAUCCGGGCGGUGUACUCAGAUCUUGGAACUUUGAAAAUGAAACCAACGGUUACAUAUGCCGCUUUACUGGUGUGGAAUGCUGGCACCCCGACGAGAACAAGAUUCUCUCUCUGCGACUAGGCAACCUGGGACUUCAAGGCCAAUUUCCUGUUGCUCUACAGAAUUGUUCAAGCCUGACCGGCUUGGACCUGUCAAAUAACAAUUUUUCAGGACCAAUCCCUCGGGACAUUUCACAGGUGAUGCCGUAUCUGACAUCUCUGGACCUUUCGUACAAUAGCUUUUCGGGUUCGAUCCCACAGAAUAUCUCAAAUAUGACAUAUCUGAAUAUCCUCAACCUUCAGCAUAACCAGCUCAGCGGUCAAAUUCCACCGCAAUUCACUUUGCUUACUCGGUUAACCGCAUUCAAUGUCGCGGACAACUUGUUAUCAGGGCCUAUUCCUUCUUUGCUACAAAACUAUUCGGCUUCGAACUUUGCUGGUAACCAAGGGCUUUGUGGUUCACCGUUGGAUGAUUGUCCCCCCUCGAGGAGGAGAUGGAGACCGGUACAAAUCAAGCUGCACAGGCUCAACGACCAGUCAAGCAUCGGAGUGGCCGUCGGAUUCGUGGUGGGGUUCGUGGUGGCCUUCUACUUCCCGCACUGCUUCGUCUGCUCCGAGAGGCUCCGAGCCUACGUCGUCCGCAUAUGAUUCACCUGUUAUUCUGAAACUUUGUCUAGUAUAGCUUCCGGAGGCCAAAUGAGCACUUUCCGGCAGUAAAUCUUUUUUAGCUUGUUGCCUGCAGUAAUGAUUAUCUUAAUUUAGUUGAUAGUAUGCCUGGCAAUUAGCAACUGCCGGUGCUUGUUAAUGCAUAUUUGAACUCUUCUACAAAGAUGCGAGGCAUCAACUGGCCAUGAUUAUUAUGUACCCUGUCCACAUUUCUAAAGGAACAAAAACAAGGCAGCUCUGGCUAGCCUAUGAACCUUUGCACUUCUGCA
Triticum aestivum (bread wheat) is the source of this 1800-nucleotide messenger RNA. Its product is annotated as probably inactive leucine-rich repeat receptor-like protein kinase At5g48380. The record is from RefSeq and is a predicted model, not a curated record. Gene Ontology annotation, molecular function: protein binding. The transcript has 2 exons. Bases 713 to 1513 code for a protein of 266 amino acids. Lineage: Eukaryota; Viridiplantae; Streptophyta; Magnoliopsida; Poales; Poaceae.